Molecule: messenger RNA, 621 nt
Organism: Fusarium vanettenii 77-13-4
Lineage: Eukaryota; Fungi; Ascomycota; Sordariomycetes; Hypocreales; Nectriaceae
Exons: 2
Coding region: 1-621 (206 amino acids)
Source: RefSeq, a predicted model, not a curated record
AUGUCUCUCCUGGCUACCUACUCCGCCGUGCUCUCGAAGUUCACGUACGAUGCCGCUGCUAACUUCUGGAAGAUAGAUCUAAGUAAGGUUCCUUGUAUGUAUUGCCUGGAAUACAUGGACAAGGACCCCCGAAUCCCUUGCAUCACCGACCAGUCGCCGAACUGUUGCCUACUGUGCGCCUAUGAUAAGAAGAAGUGUGGCUCUGCUAGAGCCCAGAUGAACCUCUCCGAGAUGACUAGUCAUAUCGCUACUACCGCCCCCGUCUAUAUUCGUGACGAUACUCCUACCCAGCUAUUGCUUAAGGCGAUCAAUCGCCUAGAUAGCGCCGAAAAUAACCCGAGAACCGAUAUCGAGGUUGAGGGUAGUGACCGUGAUAUUAUGGGUGGUCUCGGCGAGCUGUAUGACGUCGCUGAUCAGGCUGUCGAUGAUGGUAACCCCGGUCCUACUUGUCCUGUUUCCUUCGUUGGCCAGGGUCCUCGUCUCCGAGGCCUCGCCGACCCUUUGUCGACUCCUGGUGGCCGCAAGCGUGCUCGUCCUGCUGAUGGUGGCGAUAAUAACGAUGAGGCUCCCGAUCCUUCGCCGAGCAGACCCCCCAAGAGGGCCCGCAAGACUCGCAGCUAA